This is a messenger RNA of Thyridium curvatum, 1425 nucleotides long. RefSeq lists its product as uncharacterized. NCBI's taxonomy places the organism in Eukaryota, Fungi, Ascomycota, Sordariomycetes, Thyridiales, Thyridiaceae. Gene Ontology annotation, cellular component: multivesicular body; cytoplasmic side of plasma membrane; ESCRT III complex. The transcript is spliced from 2 exons. Gene Ontology annotation, biological process: late endosome to vacuole transport via multivesicular body sorting pathway; vesicle budding from membrane. Bases 1 to 1425 code for a protein of 474 amino acids. The record is from RefSeq and is a predicted model, not a curated record.
AUGGGAGAUCUCGUCGAUUUCCUCACCCAGAACGAGGAAGGCUUUCGAAAAGCCCGCCUCCCCGCUCUGUACUCCGACUUUCGGGGCCUCCGAACCAUUAAUCCCGAUGGAUACGCUGCAAACGUCUCCGCUUGGCGCCGCGCUCUCGCCAGCAUCGCCCGCUCCGGCCGAGCCCCCUCUCGCGCCUCUGCGCCGAGCCUCUUCAUACUCCCUGCCGACGAGCAACUUCUUCGUGCCCUUGAGAGCAAGCAGUAUGGUAGACCGCUUGCGCUUGGCUCCGUCGUACGCGAAGCCGCUCUUGAAAAGGACCUUAUUCCCUUGCAAGACUUUCUGAAGGCCAAAGAAAGCAUCUAUCAAAGAUCAUGGACGUCAUUACCAUGGAAUGUGGUGUCCUGGGGCUUGAGGCAGCUGGGCUUGACCGGAGGCGUGAGUGGCGGAGAUGACAAGCUUCCUGGUGGACAGUUCGUCGUACUCGCAAAUGUCGAGGAGGCGUCCAGGGCAUUCGACGACAAGACGGCGGAAUACAGCUCCCGGCUACAGAGGACAUGGUCGGCAACGCAUUUUAAGAAAUCAUUCGCCGAUUCGAUUUUCUCAAGUCAAAGGUUGUCGGAUGCAGACAUGGACGUCUUCCUCAAGUUCCUGUCACGAGACAAGGGCUUAAUACUCUACGACGGCAAGACGAUCAAAGUCAAGGCGGCGGGGGACGAGCAAAUGGCAAUCACUCCCGAAGAUGAAGCGAUGGCUCAGCUUAAGGAACUCACCGCGUACCUUUCUCACCAGACCUCCAUUCUGAAUAGGCGCAUCGAGGAGCUCACUGCUACGGCCAAGGAGGCAGUCGUGCGCAAGAACAAGGUCGCCGCGCUCGCGGCACUCAAAUCCAAAAAGAUAGCCGAGUCGUCCCUCCAGACUCGCUUCGCCACCCUCUCUCAGCUCGAGGAGGUGGCCGCAAAGAUUGAACAUGCUGCAGACAACGUGGCUCUUGUGCGCGUCAUGUCAUCCAGCACAGACGUACUCAAGUCACUGAAUGCACAGGUUGGCGGAGCUGACAAGGUCGAGGACGUUGUUGACAGGUUGCGGGAGCAGAUGGGUGCCGUAGACGAGGUUGGAAGCAUCUUGGCCGAGUCCGGAUCCGUUGUCGACGAGGGCGAGAUUGACGACGAGCUGGAAGUCUUGGAGAAGGAGGAGCGGCAGAAGGAGGAAGAGGCGAGGAAGAGCAAAGAGGAAGCGGAGAAGGCGCGAAGAGAAGCAGAGCAAGCAAAGGAGGCGGAAGAGACGAGAAAGAGACUAGAAGCAGUCGAGGCUCCCAAGUCAAUCCCCCAGCAGCAACAGACGUCGGAAAUGUCGACCGCUGCAGCAGCGGACAAUGUCGAAGGCCUGAGUCGGCUGUCUCUGGAGGAGACGAGGCAGAUGGAGCCCGCCAGCUGA